Ostertagia ostertagi is the source of this 252-nucleotide messenger RNA. Lineage: Eukaryota; Metazoa; Nematoda; Chromadorea; Rhabditida; Trichostrongylidae. The record is from the annotation of a GenBank genome assembly.
AUGGACGAACAAACAAGGGGAAGAGUGCUGAAAGCCCGUACGUACAUUUUCCAAGCGGUGAAAGGAGGCAAUCCGAAGAACGUGAUUGGAAUUAUAGAUCUCACCCAGAGCGGAACUCUUGUCAAGCUGAACGGUACCGUAUCCGGCCUGAAACCAGGUCUUCACGGGUUCCACAUCCAUGAGAAAGGCGAUUAUGGUGUAUUUGGUUGUUGCCCCACAGGCGACAUUUCAACCCAACAAAUGAUGGCUUGA